GGGACUAAAAAACACACAUACACACGAACCCAGAUAUAAAAACGGGCGUGCGUACUUUUCCGGCAUCAUUCGAUUCGGUGUCUUGUAACCGUGUCACUCGAACACCAUGGGGCUGAGGACAGGCUUGGUGCUCCUGGCGAUGCUGUGGGCUGUGAGCGCGAGGCCCCAGCGGGAGAGCACCGGGGGAACAGCGGGGGAGGCUCCAGGUGCUCCUCCACCUGAGGGUUUCCAGGCGCUGAUCAACCGCAUCUCAGUCCGCCUCAUGUGCGCCGGCAAGGACGUCCCAGACUGCGAGAGCAUGGCAUCAACUUGCCUGACGGAGUACGGCCUCGGUUCAGAUGGCGAGCUAGACUUUGAAACAGCUUGCCAAGGGAAGAACCAGUUGCUAUGCUACACCAAGAUCAGCGAGUGCGUUGAACUCCUCUCCGUGGCGCCUUCAGCUGGACAGCUACUAGUCUCAGAAGUGUGCACCGGCAAGAUGACAGAGGAAUGCGCACAGGACACAGCCGAGUGCAUGUCCCUGCUUUCUCCGGGACCAGGCGGAAGUAGCGGCUGUUCUCCGAGUUCUUCCCCGACUGACACCGCGACCGACACCCCGUGCACAGCAAACGUUCGGAAAUGCAUCGAGCUCCUGCUGCCGGAGGAAGGGACCGAGGCAGCAAGACCUCCUGUUACCGAAAUAACCGCCGUCGUGCCUUCUUCUGCGACCGUUCGAACACCUGCCGAAGAAUUGGCGGCGCUGACCCAAACCGCCAUAGCAACAACGGCGUGCCAGGCGAGUGACCUCCCGAACUGCCAGACCCAGUUGAAGGAAUGCUUCACCUUCUUCGGUUUCAGUACGACUUCAAGUACAACUUCACCGGAUUUGGAUGCUAUCUGCGGGGGUGCAGUGACCCCCCAAUGCCUUCAGACGGUGGCGACCUGCUCUGAACUAUUACCCCAAGCAGCCAGCACAACUCCUGAGCUUCCUGUUGUCCUGUGUUCCCGGAUGAGUGUGCCCAACUGCCAUUUUAAGACUGUGAAGUGUCUCGCCUUAUCGGGUCCUGAGCCGGAUUUGAGUUUUUGUGCUGACGAUAGCAGCUGCGAACCCGAAGUGGCUGACUGCGUGGAACACUUCCAGCAAAGUCUGAGUGCUCUAGUUCCUGAGACUUCCCAGAGCACCGUGUCAAGCGUGUCACAGAGCCCAGUACCGGGUGUGUCAGAGAGCCCCGUGCCAACAGAGACAGAGAGCCCCGUGUCAGAGGAAUCACAUAGCACAGACCCUCUUGGCUUUAUCGCUGAGAUUACGAAUAGCAUCUUGGUUUUCCUGUUGUGCGCUGGGAAGGGAAAUGAACAACCCAAUUGUCACAAAGAUGUAGAAGAGUGUAUGUUCAAUCUCAGGAUUCCUCCCCCUGGUUUUGGUCCUCCAGUUGACAAUGAGACGUUAUGCGAGCCGGGUCUGGACGCCGAAACCUGCGCCAAGAAACAAAACUGCCUCUUCUUAUAUACGCCAAAACCAAAUGCUACAGACCUCUUACCUCAAGACCUCUGCCGCACCCGGAACGUCUCGAACUGCGAAGAACGAGCUGUCCUUUGUCUGGAGGUUUCCGGGCUUGCGGGCCUCAGCAAGCUUCUGACCGGGGUUCCAGAUGAGUUUCCGGAAGACGCCCGGUCUCCUUCGCAGGCACCGGGGAUUUUCGGCCCGGGAGAAGCCCUGCUGAAGCCUACCGGGCCCUCUGAGGAGACCUUUCCCGAGCCACUCGGGUCUUCGCCGAGUUCCCGUCCCGUUGCGGUUCCUGAGGAUUUCGACCAAACGACAUGUCUGGAGGUCCUAUCGCCUCGGCCCCUAUCGAGCAGCGGCCCAACGACGACCACGACAGACCCAGCAUCCACAUCCACAAGGGGACCAACAUCCACAACCACAAGACCACCAAGAUCCACAACCAGAAACCCACCAGGAUCCACAACGACGAAUCCACCAACAUCCACAUCGUCGAGGGGACCAGGAUCCACAACCACAGGACCACCCCCAGCAUCCACAUCUUCGAGGGGUCCAGGAUCCACAACCACAGGACCCCCAGCAUCCACAUCCUCGUCAUCCACGCGGGAUCGAGCCACGCCAAAAACCACAGGGGAACCAGCCACACCAAAACCCACAAGGGAAUCCACGCAGGAUCGUUUUCCUGAUGUGGUUGAGGAAGAGGAGGAGACACCGGGGGCCGAGAUCCUGUGUCCCAAGGGCGGCCUGGAGUGCCUAAGGAAAGCCGAGGAGUGUCUCGAGAAACUGAAACCCGACAGGUACUUUCUCCGGGAGUUCUUCAGUUGCAAGGCAGAGGUUGGCCGAAGAAUGAAGGACUGCAUGAAACCGGCCAUGGAAACCCUCCUGCAGAAUGUCGCACCGCGGGGGCUUCAGACCCCCAUGCUCGAAGCCUUUCCCAUUUGCUUCGAAGAAAACGACUUUGAGGGUAUUCGACUUUGCGAAGCGAAAACCUGCAUGGAAGUCGAAGCAUCGUAAGUGGAGCUUCGGGGCUUCAGAAGAUGCUUCAUACCAGCGUUCGAGACAGAGAGAAAGAGAGAGAGAGAGA
This is a messenger RNA of Penaeus vannamei (Pacific white shrimp), 2564 nucleotides long. The record is from RefSeq and is a predicted model, not a curated record. NCBI's taxonomy places the organism in Eukaryota, Metazoa, Arthropoda, Malacostraca, Decapoda, Penaeidae.